AUUUAGCUAAUUUUGGACUUUGUUUUCUCCUGUUGUAUGGCUAAAAUGGACAUGAAUGAUGUCUAUAGAGCCAGUAAUGGCUUCAGGAGAAAUGCUUCAGCCGCUUUCAGGAAUGAUGUUUUAGAAAUCUUUGAGAGUUCGUCGCGAGUUCAUGAAGAUGAUGAUGAAGCUUUAAAAUGGGCUGCCCUGGAAAAGCUUCCCACUUUCGAUCGUUUGAAAAAAGGUCUUUUGCUUGGGUCCAGAGGCGCCGUCAAUGAGGUUGAUAUACAAGACCUUGGCUUUGAGGAAAGGAAACAACUGGUUGAAAGGCUGGUGAAGGUUGUGGAAGAAGAUAAUGAGAAGUUUCUGUUGAAGUUCAAGAAUCGGAUUGAUAGAGUUGGGAUAAAUUUGCCAACAAUAGAAGUCAGAUUUGAGCACCUAAAUGUUGAAACAGAAGUUCAUGUAGGCAAUAGAGCUUUGCCUAGUUUCAAAAACUUCUUUAUUAAUAUCUUGGAGGGAUUCGCGGCCUAUCUUCACAUAACCCCGAGCAGAAAGAAGCAUCUCUCUAUCCUACAUGAUGUUAGUGGGAUCUUGAAGCCAGGCCGAAUGACGCUCCUUUUAGGUCCUCCGAGUUCUGGAAAGACGACACUUUUGUUGGCUUUGGCUGGAAAGCUCGAUCCUGCUUUGAAGGUUUCAGGAACAGUGACAUAUAAUGGACAUAGCAUGAAAGAAUUUGUACCCGAAAGAACAGCUGCAUACAUAAGCCAGCAUGAUGUCCACAUAGGAGAAAUGACAGUAAGAGAAACAAUGGCGUUCUCUGCAAGAUGUCAAGGAGUUGGAAGCAGCUAUGAAAUGCUGGCAGAGUUGUCAAGAAGAGAAAAAGAAGCAAACAUAAAGCCUGAUCCUGAUCUGGAUAUGUAUAUGAAGGCAGCAGCUAUGGAAGGACAAGAAACAAGCGUUGUAACAGAUUAUGUAAUGAAGAUUUUGGGAUUGGAAAUUUGUGCGGACACUAUGGUAGGAGAUCAAAUGAUUAGGGGAGUCUCUGGAGGCCAAAGAAAACGUGUUACAACAGGUAGAGAGGUCAUCUCUAUGCGUAAAAGGGUUUGGUUAUUGUAUUUAAGCUGUUGGUCUGACUUUUCAUUUGUUAAAAUCACAGGAGAGAUGCUGGUUGGACCAGCUAAGGCCCUAUUCAUGGAUGAGAUAUCCACCGGCUUAGAUAGCUCUACAACUUUUCAAGUUGUUAACUCAAUUAGACAAUUUGUCCAUAUUCUCAAUGGCACUGCUAUUAUUGCCCUCCUGCAGCCUGAACCUGAGACAUUUGAUCUGUUUGAUGAUAUUAUUCUGAUAUCCGAGGGCCGGAUUGUUUAUCAGGGACCCCGGGAGAACGUGCUUGAGUUCUUCCAAUCUAUGGGUUUCAGAUGCCCUCAGAGGAAAGGAUUGGCUGACUUCUUGCAAGAAGUAACUUCAAAGAAAGAUCAGCGGCAGUAUUGGGCACACCAUGACAGGCCUUAUAGGUAUAUUACUGUUGGGGAACUAGCAGAAGCUUUCAAAUCAUUUGAAAUCGGGCAGAAACUUAAUGCUGAACUCUCAAACCCAUUCGACAAGAGUAAAAGCCACCCAGCUGCUUUGUCAACUGCAAAGUACGGUGUUAGCAAAAAGGAGAUUCUAAAAGCUUGUGCCUCCCGAGAACUCUUGCUUGUGAAGAGAAACUCAUUUGUUUACCUCUUCAGGAUCUUUAGGCUUAGUGUGAUGGGUGUCAUUGCAAUGACUAUCUUCUUUCGUACUCGAAUCCAUAAAGACAUAAACGGUGGACGAAUGCUUGUCGGUUCUCUUUAUUUCGCUGUUGCAACAAUUUUUUUUGGUGGGGUCACCGACAUAUCCCUGACCAUUCAAAAGCUUCCAGUCUUCUACAAGCAAAGAGAUUUUUUGUUUUAUCCUGCUUGGGCUUAUGGACUUCCCUCAUGGAUAGUGAAAAUGCCUGCUCAAGCUGUUGAAGUAGCUGCCUAUGUGGCACUCACUUACUAUGUAAUUGGAUAUGAUCCAAAUGUUGGAAGAUUGUUCAAACAAUACUUGCUAAUCUUAGUUGAACUUCAGACGGCAUCUGCAAUAUUCCGUUUCGUUGCAGCAGGCAGUAGGAAUAUGAUUACUGCAAACACAUAUGGGUUUUUUAUAUUGCUCAUAGCCGUGUCAAUGAGUGGCUUUGUUCUCUCAAGAGAUAAUGUAAAGAGCUGGUGGUUAUGGGGUUACUGGACUUCACCGCUGAUGUAUGCAGCGAAUGCACUUCUUGCAAAUGAAUUUACAGGCCACAGCUGGAGACAGGUUUUGUCGAAAGAUAAUGUGUCAUUGGCAGUUGAGAUUGUAAAAUCUCGAGGUUAUUUUCCAGGCGCGUACUGGUACUGGAUAGGAUUAGGGGCACUAUUUGGCAUGUUACUUUUAUACAAUGCAUGCUUCAUUCUGGCUCUGACAUAUCUUAACCCAUUGGGAAAGCCUCAACCUGUCCUGCUAGAAGAUGAGACAAGAGAUGAGAAUGAUGUUUUAACUACAGCGAGUGAGAGAGAUGAUGAAAACAAAAACCAGGGAAUCAUUCUUCCAUUUGAACAACACUGGAUCACAUUUGAUGAGGUCAAGUACUCUGUAGACAUGCCACAGGAAAUGAAAGAUCGCGGUGCUACUGAAGAUAGACUGUUACUUCUGAAGGGUGUGAGUGGAGCUUUCAGACCUGGAGUUCUCACUGCUCUGAUGGGAGUUAGUGGGGCUGGUAAAACUACCCUUAUGGACGUGCUGGCUGGUCGAAAGACAGGUGGAUACAUUGAGGGAAGGAUUACAAUUUCUGGUUAUCCAAAAAUGCAAGAGACCUUUGCUCGGAUUUCUGGAUACUGUGAACAGAAUGACAUCCAUUCUCCAUUUGUUACAGUUUAUGAGUCUCUGCUGUUCUCAGCCUGGUUGCGUUUGCCCCCAGAUGUUGAUUCUGAAACCAGGAAGAUGUUCGUUGAGAAGGUAAUGGAGCUUGUAGAGCUAACUCCAAUAAGACAAGGAUUAGUUGGGUUACCUGGGGUCAGUGGUCUAUCAGCAGAGCAGCGAAAGAGGCUAACUAUUGCUGUCGAGCUUGUUGCUAAUCCAUCCAUAAUAUUCAUGGAUGAGCCAACUUCAGGCCUAGAUGCAAGAGCUGCUGCAAUUGUGAUGAGAACCGUUAGGAACACAGUGGACACUGGAAGGACUGUGGUGUGCACAAUCCAUCAGCCUAGUAUUGACAUAUUUGAGGCUUUCGAUGAACUGUUCCUGAUGAAGCGAGGCGGACAAGAGAUAUAUGUAGGGCCAUUGGGUCAAGGUUCUUGCCAUUUGAUCCAGUACUUUGAGGAAAUUGAAGGAGUGAAGAAAAUCAAGGAUGGGUAUAAUCCAGCGACCUGGAUGCUAGAGGUAACAUCUUCAGGCCAAGAAACUAUGCUGGGGAUUGACUUUGCAGACCUGUAUAAGAACUCAGAACUGUAUAGGAGGAAUAAAGCUCUCAUCAAUGAGUUGAGUAGCCCGCGACCGGGCACGAGAGACUUGCAUUUCCCAACUCAGUAUGCGCAGCCAUUAUUCACUCAAUUCCUGGCAUGCCUGUGGAAACAACAUUGGUCAUACUGGCACAAUCCUCUUUAUACUGCUGUAAAGAUACUAUACACAAUAUUCGUAUCGUUCAUUGUAGGUUCAAUGUUCUGGGAUCUUGGUUCCAAGAAGGAUACUGAACAAGACAUUUUUAAUGCUAUGGGGUCGAUGUAUGCCUCCGUCUUCCUUUUGGGGCAGCAAGGUUGCAUGUCGGUGCAGCCUCUGGUGGCUGUUGAACGAACGGUCUCUUAUAGAGAAAGGGCAGCUGGGAUGUAUUCUGCCUUGCCAUUUGCCUUAGGACAGGUUGUCAUUGAACUCCCAUAUACGUUCGCUCAGACGGUAAUAUACUGUCCGAUUGUGUAUGCUAUGAUCGGAUUUGAAUGGACAGCCGCAAAGUUCAUGUGGUACACGUUCUUCAUGUUCUUCACACUAUCAUACUUCUCAUUCUUUGGCAUGAUGACACUGGCUGUGAGCCCUAAUCAGCAAAUUUCUAGCAUCAUUACCACUGCAUUUUUCUCGUUAUGGAAUCUCUUCUCCGGAUUUGUAAUUCCAAGACCAAAAACGCCGGUGUGGUGGAGAUGGUACCAUUGGGCGUGCCCCGUGUCCUGGACUCUAUACGGCUUGGUUUCGUCGCAGUUUGGAGACGUAAAAGACCAGUUUGACAGUAAGCAGUCAGUUCAAGAUUUCGUGCGGACUUACUUUGGCUUCAGACACGAUUUUAUCGGUGUCGUUGCAGUUAUGGUUGCAGCAUUUGCACUUCUUUUUGCCUUUAUAUUUGCAUGCUGCAUCAGAUCUUUGAAUUUCCAACGGCGAUAACUCUCAUGAUUAAACAGAUAUUUGCAUAUACCAAUAUAUCGUUGUUUGUGUGAAAAAAUCUCCCAACUUUUCUUGGUUUUUCCCUGAAAAGUAUGGCAAUAAAUAUGUAUGACAGACCUUGUAAUGUUAAAG
Molecule: messenger RNA, 4515 nt
Organism: Sesamum indicum (sesame)
Lineage: Eukaryota; Viridiplantae; Streptophyta; Magnoliopsida; Lamiales; Pedaliaceae
Source: RefSeq, a predicted model, not a curated record